CUGUUGAAUUGUAGGCUUUUAGAACAUCCAUAAUGUGACCUUUAAGCUUUGAGCUGUAAAUAUCCAGAGCAACUAUUAAAGCGUUUUAUGUGACGUACAACUGCUCAUUUAAUGUCACGUUCAAAUGUCGGCCUGCAGAAGUUAAUGAGACGGCUGAAUUAAAGAGAAUGUGUGCGUGUGAGGGAGAAGGAUCCAGUUUCUCCCGGAGAGGGAUCACUUUGACUGCUGUGGAUUCGGUUUCUGCAUCCAUGUUGCUUUUAAAAAAGCAGCACUGACAACCAUCGUUUCAACUUCUACAACUUUUUUGGACCAUAAUGAUCUCUUCAGGUUUUCCAGCCUCCCAUUAAACUCAUGGUGAUCUCCGCAUCGCAUCAGGGCAUCGUGUUACCUUCCCUGGGGCACAAUGGCCUCGUAAGAUGCCUUCUCUGUGGAAACGGAUAACAUUCUCGGUCGCCUCUGUGCUGUGCGUCGGCUCGGUGGCUCUUCUUGUGGUGGCCCUGGCCACGGAGAAGUGGGUCACAGGCCGGAUCUUGUGCAAGACGGGGGCAGAGAUAGUGAACGCAUCCCACCCAGAGAUGGACCAAUUCAUUGGAGACAUUUACUACGGUCUCUUCCAGGGAGGAAAGACCAAGAAGUGCGGACUCGGGAACAGGCGCUCCAAAAUCUACAUUUUUCCCAAUCUGGUGAAGACGUUGAAUGGUGGCCUUCACAUGAUGGUGAUUCUUUUCCUGCUGGUGGCUGUGGCCUUUGCACUGGUCAGUCUGUCCUUUUGUAUUUACAAUGCACGCAGGGUUCCCUACCAGAGCAUCAAAGGUCACAAGGGACUCUAUCUGUGGAACUUCAUAGCUGCUUUUUUUGGUGCCCUGGCUGUUCUGUGUUUCCUGGCUGCCGUGAGGCAUCACAGUCUGACAGAGCGGGUGGCAAACUACAAAGAAAACCUUUUUGUCCUUGAGGUUCUGGACGACUCUCUUGACUGGUCUUUCUGGCUCGGCGUCGGCAGCGUUGGGACUCACUUUGCUGUGUGUGGAGUGGUUGCCAUGAGUCGCAUUAAGCUGCCCAAACCAGAAAUGAAAAAGCCGGAAGAACCCACUGUGUCUUCAGUGGACCUGCUCUACUAAGGAAAAGAUUAGUCAUCAGUCGUUCCUUGAUAAGAUUAACGCACAACGCUGACUGGAGAUUGUGACUCAUUCUGUGCCAAUGACCUUUUAAGUAAGCUGUGUGGUUGUUUGCCUUAGAGCUGCUAAUUCUAUUAAGAUUUUGAAAGAAAAAAUACAACUUUUGAGCUGAUUUUAAAUGAAAACUUUAAUCUUAAAAUGUUUAAUUGUUUACCUAUGCAGCCACUGAACAGUUAGACCUGCAUUUUGAAUUAUUAAACUCUGUCAAGUAUAAUAAUUGUAUCAUAUACCAGUACACACUCUACUUUUCUGAUAAUUUCAGUAAUUUGAGUACCCUAUAAUUCUCAGGAAAUCUGUAAAUUAGUUUACUUUACCCAAAAUUGACACUUUAGCAUUUUCUCAGCUGUUGUAGAUUGUACAUGCAGACAUAGAGGUCCCACAAAUACAUUAUGUUCUUGUUUAUUUGCAGUUUUCUUUAAUCACACAUCUAGCUUCAUCUUGUUGGAGAAAAUAAAUGAACAAGUUUUUAGUAUUAUAAUUGGUGCACAAAUCUGAGAGCACAAAAACUAGAUUACAUAAAUACUAAAAGAAGACACUUCCCAUGUUUAUUUGGCUUUAAGCACCUGCAAAUGGAAGCGUAAAACCGUCAAUAUGCCAAGACAGUUGAAGUACUUUUAAGUUACAUACUUAGAUUAGAUUAGAAGUUUACACUGCAGUUGCAAAAGCAUUGACAGAAGACCACACACUCAACAUUCAACGAGAUGUGAUGCAAACAAGAAAUGUUUAAGCUAAAAUAAAUGCUGUGGGCUUGAAAGAUAAUGUGUUUUUGUUUCUUUAGAUGAAGGUAAAACUGUAGAAGAAGUCAGCAUUUUUUAAAAUUUGAGAUUUCUGUGGCUGCAGAGGUGGAUAGUUUUUCACAUAUUACGAAUCACAGAGCGAAGGAGUUUAGCACGUGAUCUUCUGCUGAGUAGUUCAAAAGUAUUCAGUUAUAAGAAGUUGUUUUUUUUCUGUUUUCACGACACCAUGAGCAAAAAUCUAUCUUCAAAUACAAAUAAUUUAUAAAUUAAGAAAAAAUAUUGAUCAUCCUAUACUACAAAUAGGCAUUUUUGUCAUAUUGCAUUUUUCAGUGUUCAACAUUUGUUAUGAAUGUAUUGAGUGUAAAUAUUAGGUGUAAUAUUUCCAGUUUACAUUAUUUAUUUGGUACAUAAAUUAAUUAAAUAAUAAGUUUAGUCAGAAUGUGUUAUGUUCUGUUUUGUGCUUAUUAGAUUUUAUUUUGUAUAAUUGUGUAUAUGGAUGUAGCCCAAAUUUUAAACACAUCCAGCUGUAUAGUCUGUCUAAGUGUGUGCAGGAAGUAAGGUUAAUGUAUAUUGUAACUAGUGCACAGCAAAUGGGUAAAAACUGAACGAUAUUAUGGUUGACUUGAUUUUAAUUUGUGAAUAUUUUUGUAUAGUGAAUUAACCAAUGGUUGAAUAUUCCAUCCAUCCAUCCAUCCAUCUCUGUCUUUGAUUUUUUUAAAGAGUGACUAUUACUUCUAGAUACACUCUGUCUUUUAAUGAAUAUUUGUAAAUAAUACAAUGUUGGAAACUGAAAUAUUUCUGGAAAUGUCAUAUAUAAAUUCAGUAAAGUAUUGCAUGAUUGUAAACUGUACAGUAAAUAUGUGGUAUGUUUUCUUUGGAAUAAUUGUAAUAAAAUAAUAUAUAAUGAUAGCUUCUUUAAUAUAAGUU
This is a messenger RNA of Oryzias melastigma (Indian medaka), 2839 nucleotides long. RefSeq names its product clarin 2 (gene clrn2). NCBI's taxonomy places the organism in Eukaryota, Metazoa, Chordata, Actinopteri, Beloniformes, Adrianichthyidae. Bases 417 to 1118 code for a protein of 233 amino acids. The record is from RefSeq and is a predicted model, not a curated record. The transcript is spliced from 3 exons.